AUGGAACUUCCCAUGGACCAGCAACUGGAAGGUCACGACCUGGUAGCCCAGUUAGUUCAAUCCGAACAACUCAGCCGCAUGAAUGAAAAAACUGCCUAUUAUCUUAAACUGGCUAAACUGCGCCUACCGGCAAGCAUUGAAAAUAUAGAAUGUAACCCCGCACGCAAUCUUACCAAACAACAACUGGCAACCCUUGCAGAAGGAAGGUAUAUACAGCAGGGAGAAAAUGUACUGAUCACUGGUGCCACUGGUUGUGGUAAAAGUUAUCUCGCCUGUGCACUCGGGCACCAGGCCUGUAUGCAGGGAUACAAAACCACCUACCUGAAUAUGAACCGCCUCAUUGAAAAAGUAACCUUAUCAAAGUUAGAUGGCUCUUACAUCAAGCUACUAAACCACCUGGAAAGACAAACACUCAUUAUCCUCGAUGAUUUUGGCUUACAAAACCUGGGGCAGGAAGUACGGCUUACCCUUUUGCAAUUACUCGAGGACCGCUAUGGAAAGAAAAGUAUCAUCGUAACAUCACAACUACCGGCAGGAAAAUGGUAUGAGUAUAUUAAUGAUCCUACACUUGCAGAUGCUAUACUAGACAGACUGACAGCUAAUGCACAUCGGAUUGAACUAAAAGGAGAAUCAUUAAGAAGGAAAAAAAUGAAACCAAAUCAAUAA
Didymodactylos carnosus is the source of this 666-nucleotide messenger RNA. Lineage: Eukaryota; Metazoa; Rotifera; Eurotatoria; Philodinida; Philodinidae. The record is from the annotation of a GenBank genome assembly.